This is a messenger RNA of Centruroides sculpturatus (bark scorpion), 3104 nucleotides long. Its product is annotated as DNA polymerase kappa-like. The record is from RefSeq and is a predicted model, not a curated record. Gene Ontology annotation, molecular function: damaged DNA binding; DNA-directed DNA polymerase activity. Lineage: Eukaryota; Metazoa; Arthropoda; Arachnida; Scorpiones; Buthidae. Gene Ontology annotation, cellular component: nucleus. Gene Ontology annotation, biological process: error-prone translesion synthesis. The transcript is spliced from 12 exons. The coding region runs from base 908 to 3013 and encodes 701 amino acids.
UGUUUGUUGUUUUGCAGAAUUUCGCGGGAUAGUUGUCGCGGGAUAAUUAUCGAACUAUUUAUGAUACAGUAGGAUUUGUUAAUUUAAAUUAUUGGUCUAUAAAUUAGACAUAUAGAGUAAAACAAUUUGAUAACCUUACGUGCAGAGUGGCUACACUUUCCCAUGUGUGCUAAUUAGAAGUUACCUGUAUGCUUCUUCCCUUGUCCAUACUAAUUUUAAUUUUUUCAUGUUUUACAGACCACAUUCAUGUUGAUAAUUGAAAAUAUGGUAAAAGUUCAUCCUUUAUACAUGGGGCACUUUUACCUUGUGCUGUCAUAAAAUUAUGGUCACAAUGAAUGAAUAGUUAGUUAUAUAUAUGCUUACCAUUUUAAAUGCAACAAGUCUGACUGCACUGGAUCAGAAUAUUACUCAAAUAUGUUCAGAACAAUUCCUUACUCUCAAAGUUAACCUUAGAACACAAAGCAUUGUCAUCUUUAUGACGCAAGUUUGUCGAUUGUUAUUUUUCUCCUUGUUGUUUUGCACUAUCUUGCUGUAAUUUUCGGUACCUUCUUACACUGUUGCUGGGAUUGUCAUAACAAGUUUAAAUUUUUAAAAUUGUUUUUGUUUGUGGAUAAUUGAAACUGUUGUCAUCAGUUUUAUGAAGCUUUAUGACAACAUGGUGCCUAGAAUAAGGAUGAUUAUAUUUAUAUUUUGGUUAAUUCAAUUAUCUUUCUUAACAUUAUAUGUUACUGAACAUGAUCCAGUUCCAUACCCAUCUCAGGAAAAUUUAGCAUCCAAAUAUUCUCUAACUGGAAGACUUGGACACAUGAAAUUGUAUCCUAGGGUUUUAAGGCCAUUCUCUGCAUAAAAUAAGGGUUUCAUAGUCACUCUAUACAUCAAAUAAUAUUAAUAGAAGUAGAAAAUAAAAAUGCAAGAACAAACUGAUACGUCAGAAAAGUCUUUAAAUUUGAGCCAUUCAAUAGCUGCUCCAGGUUUAAAAACAAUAGAAUUAAAUGACUAUAAAGCUGGAAUGUCUGGUUUAGAUAAGGAACAAAUUAAUAGGAUAAUUUAUAAUGCUUCAAAAGGAUCACCGUAUUUUCUGUAUCAAGAGAAACGUCAACAAAGAAUUGACAAAAAAGUACAAGAGAUGAAAUCAUACUUAAAUACAGUAACAGAGAUUCAGAAAAAAACUGCAAAAUACAAAAUGGAUAUAUUAGCAAAGAAAUUAGAAAAAGAAUGUGAUUUGAGUCAUGUUAUAGUUCAUUUUGAUAUGGAUGCAUUUUAUGCUGCUGUAGAAAUGCGAGAUAAUCCAGAAUUCAGAGAUAAACCAAUAGCUGUUGGAUCAAAUUAUAUGCUGUCCACUUCUAAUUAUAUUGCCAGAAAAUUUGGUGUUAGAGCUGCAAUGCCUGGUUUUAUUGCCAAGAAACUUUGCCAUGAUUUAAUCAUUAUCCCUCCAAACUUCGAAAAAUAUAACAAAGUUAGUCAAGAUGUAUUUACUGUCUUAAAAUUGUAUGAUCCAGAUUUUCUUCCAAUGAGUUUAGACGAAGCUUAUGUUGAUAUAACUGAUUAUCUACAUAAUCAUUAUAAGGCAUCACUUACUCAGAAAAUUAGAGAGGAAUGGUGUUGGAAUGAUGCCGAAGAAUCAGUUUGUAUUGCUGAAAUUGUGGAUAAAAUUGUUAAUGAAAUAAGACAGAAAAUAUUUGAAAGUACACAGCUAACAGUAAGUGCAGGAAUAGCACCAAAUAUGAUGUUGGCUAAGAUUUGCUCAGAUAGAAACAAACCAAAUGGUCAAUAUAGAAUUCCUCCUAACAAAGAAGAAAGGAAAAACUUUAUAUCAAAACUCCCACUAAGAAAAAUAUCUGGAAUUGGUCCAGUUCAAGAACAGAUGCUUAGUUCACUUGGAAUUAAGACUUGCCAGGAUCUCUGGGAAAAUAAGGAUAUUAUAUCACUUCUGUUUACACCUACUUCUGUUCAUUUUUAUUUGAGGGUGGCCUUAGGACUAGGACAUACUCAUCUGAAAUGUGAUAGUCAAAGAAAAAGUUUGGGAGUUGAAGAAACAUUUUCGUCUAUAAGUGAUCCAGAAGAUCUUUAUCAAAAAUGUCAAGAAUUAUGUAAAGAAUUAUGCAGUGACAUAACUAGCCAAAAUAUCAAGGGCAAAAUAAUUGUGCUAAAAAUCAAAACCGUAAAUUUUGAUGUGCAUACCAGGAAUAUGACUUUAAAUACUUAUACUUCAGAUUUUAAUACUAUAUAUUCAUCAGCUAAGAAGUUAUUACAAUUAGAAAUAGCAGCUCAUCAUCCAAAACCAUUGAAAUUAAGGUUAAUGGGUGUAAGAGUAUGCAAUAUAAUCAAUGAGAAAUCAGAUGAUAAAGGUAGCCAUUCUCAGCAGACAAUUGUAAACACACUAAAAAAUUUACAGAAAAAAACGCACGAAAUUAAUUCAACUGUCCCAUGUCCCAUUUGCAACCAAGUUUUGCCGACAGAUAAAAUUAAUUUUCAUUUAGAUCAAUGUUUACAAGAUGAAAAUGAAUUUAGUUUUAAAGACAGUUUUUCUCCAUCAAAGUUUGAAACACAGAAAUGCAAUGAAGAAAUUACUGAUAAUGACAAACAGCUGAUAAAGAACUUGAAUGAUAAUACAUACAUUGAAAAUAAUGAUGAGGAUAUAGAAGGAGAUACUUCAGAAAAUUUAGAUGAAGAGAUUAAAAAUGAAGAACAGAUAAAUUAUUCAAAUCAGUUAAAUGAGAACGAUAAUUGCAAUACUGAAAUAUUUAAAGACAAUGAGGAUGUAAAUGAAAAUGAUAACCUGAUGACUUGUCCAAUUUGUGGAUUUUACAAAUGUACAAGCUUUCAACAGUUAAAUCAACAUAUAGAUUUAUGCUUGAAUAAAUCAACAGUGAGGGAAUUAGUAUCACAAACGAUUUCUCAGUCAAGUGAAAAAAGAAAGAAAAUAUCAUCAUCCCAAACACCACAAUCACAAAAAAAGUUGAAAACAAAUAAUAAUUGUAGAAAAAUUAAUGAAUUUUUCUGUAGUCAGUAAAAUUGAAUAUUUAAGUAACACUAGCAGAUAGAUACUAAAACUGUAAAAAUAUAUUUUAAAAUUUUCUUUCUAAAAGUAAAAAGUUCCAGUA